GCCGGCGCGCGAGCACCAUUCGGUUCCAACGAAAUCAUUAUUCAGAAAUCGAUUUUUACUAUUCAACUUUUUACUAUUAUACUUUAAAUCAUUUUUACACACUGCAGUGCGUCGUUACAUGCGGUUAGUUUUCAAUAAAUUUGAUAUAUAAUUUGAAAAAUUUAGUGAUAUUGUUGACGAGAAUAGGCCAAGUUAUGGUGAAAGUAGUUGUGUGAUUAGUGUUGUGUGAAUAGAUUGAGUGUAUGACAGGUAGACGCAAAGAAUUAAAAGGUGCGUGUCGUGUCUACUGAUAAGCAAAAUUUCUCAAAAUGACCAUCCGAAGUAUGAGAGUCACCGAUGCCCGUGAUGCUACCGCGAAGCAUUGUUGUCAAGGACCCUACAAGUUCCGGACAAAAUUAGCAGCAUCAGCGUUGGUAUUAAUAGUCGUGGUCGCCGCACUAGCCGGAUACUUCAUAGGCAGCGCUGAUAAAGCUCGGAGAAACGCAGAGCCACCAGAUCCAAUACAGCACCUUCCGCCUUCGCCAUCUAAACUGCAUUUAUUCGAAAAAGCGGCUGUGUGUACAGAUGCCCCACAGUGCUCAGAUAUUGGCAGAUCAAUACUUAUGAAGAAUGGUUCAGCAGUAGACGCGGCGAUUGCGUCGAUGUUCUGCAACCAUUUACUCAACCAGCAGAGCAUGGGCAUUGGCGGAGGUUUCUUCAUGACGGUCUUCAUAAAAGAUGAGGAGAAGGCCUACGCCGUCAACGCAAGAGAAAAAGCACCAGCACAGGCUACCACUGACAUGUUUGGAAACAAUUCUGAUAAGGCUUCUAGAGGUCCCUUAGCAGUGGGAGUGCCUGGCGAAGUCCGUGGUUUGUGGGCAGCUUACAAACGUUGGGGCAAGUUACCCUGGGACAGCCUGAUUGCUCCCACCUUACAGAUGUGCGAAGAUGGUUACCAAAUAUCUAAGGCAUUGUACGACGGGCUUAUGUCGGCAUCUUGGAUAAAAAAUGAUGCUCAUAUGAAAAAAGUUUACUACAAUUCGGCAAAAGAUCAAUUUCACAAACCGGGCACAAUGGUAAAGCCGACAGAAGCUCUAUGCAACACGUUGAAGAGGAUAGCCGCGAAGGGUGGUGAUGAACUGUACAAUGGAACCUUGGCCACUGAUUUCCUGGAUGAUCUAGAGAAAGUUGGAACCAUCAUUACUGCUGAAGACUUGAGAAAUUAUGAGGCUAAAAUUUCGGAACCACUAGCAAUACCAAUUGGAAAUGGAGACAUCCUAUACGCGCCUCCCCCACCCAGCAGUGGCGUGAUCCUGGUUAACAUUCUGAACAUCCUUAGUGGUUACAACUUUACCAAAAAUAGUAUUAACAGUACAGAGGACAAGAUAUUAACAUAUCAUAGGAUAAUUGAAGCUUUCAAAUAUGCAUAUGCCACGAGAACAAAGUUUGGAGACGCUGAUUUCUUGGAUUUAAAAGAACUGAUUCAGAACGUAACACAACCGGAAUACGGUACGAAAAUCCGACUGCGGAUAAACGAUACGCAAACAAACAAUUAUUCAACUGCAUAUGGCGCUAAAACAUACAAUCGCCCUGAUGCAGGCACUGCGCAUAUAUCAAUCAUCGCGCCGAAUGGAGACGCCGUGUCUGUCACCAGCUCUAUUAAUUAUUACUACGGUGCAGGCUUCACAACGCUUAAAACCGGUAUCAUCAUGAACAACGUGAUGGACGACUUCUCCAGCCCUGGUUUCAAAAACUACUUCGGUCUAUCCCCUGCGUCGGCUAAUUUCAUUGAGCCAGGAAAACGAGCAAUGUCCUCAAUGUGUCCCACCAUUAUUGUAGACUCGGGAGGUAAUGCUAAAUUGGUCAUUGGCGCAUCGGGAGGCACUAAAAUUACUACUGCUGUUGCUUUGGCAACAAUACGGAAGUUGUGGUUCGACCAGACAAUAAAAGAAGCAGUAGAUGAAGCGAGGUUGCAUCAUCAGUUAACCCCCAUGCACAUCGAAUACGAGUACGGUGUCAUUGAGGAUAUUCUGGAAGGACUGCGAGCAAAAGGCCACGGUCUGGUCCGAUACAAAGGCAGAGGAUCAAUUGUCUGCGCGUUGUUCAGAAACAGCACUGCUAUUUACGCCAACUCCGACUUUAGAAAAGGCGGGGACGUCUCCGGCAUCAACUGAGGAAAAUUAUACUCGACGAUUUAGUGAAUUCUCUAAGGAUAUCUAAAAUCUACUAUUUAUUUUCAAUGAAAUUGAGACUCCUAAAAGGCCUUAUCCAAUUUACCUUAUAUAAUAAAGAAGACAAAUAAUAUUUAAUGUAAUUGUGAAAAGCCUUAUUACAAUGUUGAAAAUAUAAAGAUAUAUGAAAAAAGAAAAUUCCUUUAAAAACUAAUGUUUUCUGAAGAUGAAAAGUCUACAGUUUAGCUAUCUAUCGCGUCAAUCCAAAACACUCCUAAUCCGGGUAUAGUGUUUUAUAAUUUCUGUACAAUAAUAAUAUUUCGAUGAAAAAUAAUUAAUAAU
Messenger RNA from Hyposmocoma kahamanoa, 2492 nucleotides. Its product is annotated as glutathione hydrolase 1 proenzyme-like. The coding region runs from base 309 to 2153 and encodes 614 amino acids. The transcript is spliced from 11 exons. Gene Ontology annotation, cellular component: plasma membrane. Gene Ontology annotation, molecular function: glutathione gamma-glutamate hydrolase. The record is from RefSeq and is a predicted model, not a curated record. NCBI's taxonomy places the organism in Eukaryota, Metazoa, Arthropoda, Insecta, Lepidoptera, Cosmopterigidae. Gene Ontology annotation, biological process: glutathione catabolic process.